CAUGUUCUUGCUAAUGGAAAAACCCAUUUUGGAAGGCCCAAUCAAACCCAGAAAUUCCCAUCUUCAUCGUCUCCGAUCAAUGACAAGAGAAGUAAAACGCAGAGACAAAUGAAGGUGUAGCCACAGUGACUGACCAUAAAUGAAACCAUGGUGAACAACCCCAUCAUCACCCUCACUUGUAGCAAAGCCCUCCCUCUCUUAUUCCUCUCCUCCUCCCGCUCCCCAUUCUUCACUUCCCACCUCACCCCAAAACCCUCCUCCUCAAUCUCCUUCACAACAACAAAAACGAGAUGGAACACCACCGUGUCUUCCGCCUCGGACAUCGACAUGGUCAGAAACAAGCAAGGCGUGUACACACCCAAGCACAAGAAGGUCGUGAUCCUGUGGGACCUCGACAACAAGCCCCCGCGCGGCCCGCCGUACGAGGCGGCCAUGGCUUUGAAACAGGUGGCCCAGCACUUCGGCGAGGUCGUCGACGUGUCCGCCUACGCCAACCGCCACGCGUUCAUCCACCUCCCCAACUGGGUCGUCGAGCAGCGCCGCGAGCGUAAGAGCUUGGACAUUCUAGAGAGGAAGGGUAUAGUCACGCCGCCGGAGCCCUACAUCUGCGGCGUCUGCGGCCGCAAGUGUAAGUCCAACAUGGACUUGACGAAGCACUUCAGGCAGCUGCACGAGAGGGAGAGGCAGAAGAAGCUGAACCGGAUGAGGGGCCUGAAAGGGAAGAAACGGCAGCGGUUUAAGGAGAGGUUUAUAACCGGAAAUGAUAAGUAUAAUGAGGCUGCGAGGAGCUUGAUUAAGCCGAAAGUGGGGUAUGGGUUAGCGGCGGAGCUGAGGAGAGCUGGGGUGUUUGUGAAGACGGUGGAGGAUAAGCCGCAGGCGGCGGAUUGGGCGUUGAAGAGGCAAAUGCAGCAUUCUAUGAGCCGUGGGAUUGACUGGUUGUUUUUGGUUUCGGAUGAUUCGGAUUUUCAGGACAUGUUGAGGAAGGCGAGGGAGGCGAGUUUGGGGACUGUGGUGGUGGGGGAUUGGGAUAGAGCUUUGGGGAGGCAUGCGGAUGUGUGGGUGCCGUGGAAUGCAGUGGAGAAGGGGGAGAUUUCCGAGAAGGAUUUGGUGCCGAAGAGGAGCAGGAGUAAGUUUUUUGAUGAGGAUGUGGAGGAGGAGGAAGGUGAUGUGGAGUUGUUUUCGGAUUUUGGGUUUGGUGGGAGUGAAUUGGACAAUGUGGUUGAUGAGCUUGUUGGAGUGAGGUCUCAGGGGUCUGGUGGAAUGAGAAUCUCUGCGUUUUCGGAAGGGGAAGUGGAAGAAGGAGAUUGGGAGGAGGAUUAUGAGGGAAGUGAGAAUGGGGACUAUUUGUCGGAUGAUAGUGAGGAUCUAGAUUCAGAAGAUGAAGAUGGGUUCUUUUGAUAUCUAUUAAGAUAUAGUAGCAAUGUGCCAUUUGAUUCAGCUGUGGCACAGGUUGAGUAGCAAUGUUGCUACAUUGUGAUUAAUGGCAAAGGAUGGAGUUGAUGAAGGAUCGUUCGCUUAUUCUAUUUGAUCAUUCAUGGUAAAGACACAAUUUGGUGCUCUGUAAGUGUUCAUAAUUCCUGGUUAAGAAAACAGAGCUAUUAAUUUUACUUCUAGCUUAGCUGAAUGUGAAUACCAACUACAGUGGAAGGUCUAAUGUUC
Molecule: messenger RNA, 1659 nt
Organism: Argentina anserina (silverweed cinquefoil)
Lineage: Eukaryota; Viridiplantae; Streptophyta; Magnoliopsida; Rosales; Rosaceae
Exons: 1
Coding region: 148-1398 (416 amino acids)
Source: RefSeq, a predicted model, not a curated record